Molecule: messenger RNA, 6385 nt
Organism: Neoarius graeffei (lesser salmon catfish)
Lineage: Eukaryota; Metazoa; Chordata; Actinopteri; Siluriformes; Ariidae
Product: zinc finger protein 43-like
Exons: 6
Coding region: 4506-6119 (537 amino acids)
Source: RefSeq, a predicted model, not a curated record
GGCCACUGAUGAAACUAUUUGGCUGUCCUACUACUAGGCAACUAGGUUACUUGUCUACUACUACUAGGCCUUUUGUAGUAGUAGUAAUAAUGAUAUUUGCCUAUUGAAAGGUGAUCAGGUGAAAAAGUUGAAGCUGCAGCAAGACCUUUGCUAUUAAGCCUUUUGUAGGUUAAACAGGCUUCGGCAGACAACGUCCUGGAAAGGCUGUGUUUUUCUUUGGUUUGAUUAGCCUACGAUUUAGGCUACGUUUACAUUAGACCGUAUCUGUCUCGUUUUCUUCGCGGAUGCACUGUCCGUUUACAUUAAACCGCCUGGAAACACCGGGAAAUGGGAAUCCGCCAGCGUCCACGUAUUCAAUCCAGAUCGUGUCAGCUCCGGUGCUGUGUAAACAUUCAGAAUACGCGGAUACGCUGUGCUGAGCUCUAGCUGGCGUCUCAUUGGACAACGUCACUGUGACAUCCACCUUCCUGAUUCGCUGGCGUUGGUCAUGUGACGCGACUGCUGAAAAACGUCGCGGACUUCCGCCUUGUAUCACCUUUCAUUAAAGAGUAUAAAAGUAUGAAAAUACUGCAAAUACUGAUGCAAAUACUGCCCAUUGUGUAGUUAUGAUUGUCUUUAGGCUUGCCAUCCUUCCACUUGCAAGUGGUAAGUGAUAUGCGCUGGGAUCACACACACAGCGGCUCAGUCCUGAAUCGUGGCUUGUGCACUUCACUCGCGCGCUCUGUGAGCUGCACAGGGCCGGAGUGCGCACCCUCCAGAGGGCACUCGCUGUUCAGGGCGGAGUGAUUUGGAGCGCAGGAUGCCUGCGGAGCCGAGCAUAUCCGUGUAUUGGCGUUGCUAUGUGCACGCAAAUCGUGUAUUGGUGUUGCUGUGUGCACACUAAUCGUUUUAAAAACGUUAAUCUGAUGAUCGGCUGAUACGGUCUAAUGUAAACAUGGGCUUAAUCUUUAAACAUUAUGGUUUCAGCAGUUCGCUUAAACAUUGGAGGCUGCAGAGUCGGGCUGCAAGAUUUCCCGACACUUGUUUAAGAUGACAAACUUCAUAGUAAGGAGAAAAUAAUUCCACAGUAUUUAGUGCCUCGUCAGUCUCAAAAAUUAAUAGUGAAGGACCAACGCGAAUUAAAUCCCAAAAAAAAACAUCUCGUAGGCCUAUAUUUUACAUUUUCAAAAAAGUCCGGAAUUGGAAGUCGGUCAGUGGAGUGUAAUGAAGUGUCUCAUUCACUAAGCACAAAAGGUCGGAAAACAGUGGAGAAAACAGCGAUUGCUUAAAUAGGCUACUAAUGGUUUACAUUAAUAAUUUAAUGUAUGUGACAAAUAAAUUCAUUGAUUAAAUAGAUAAAGAAGCCAAUACUCCGAAGCUCAAAAUUCAGGAAAGUGGCGCCGGUGUCGCAAGUGCACAAGAACAGUUAUUUGAAAGUUAACCUAAUGAAUUUGCGCGUGCGAUUUCAUGAAGAACCGGGACAAUUGGCAUUCGGUGAAAGAUUCACACCUAUGACUCAUUAUAUUCGCGUGCGCCCUCUCGCCCACUGUUGCUUCGUUUUCCCGAUUUACACGCAAGUCUGAAGAUGGAGUUUUCAGAAAUCUCCACUCUGCCCUGAGUUUGCAAAAGUAGCUGUUUUCAGUGACUGAAACCUCCGUAUAGGUGUGAAUGAGAGGUGCAACCGAAUAAAUAAAUAUGCAUCUUUUUUUAUCCGGCUACAUGUAGGCUAUCACUGCGCAAAGCCUCUAAUGUUGAAAUGGUAGUAAUAUUUGUUAAAAUAAUAGUAGGCUAAUUUCCACAUUAAUCGGUAAAAUGGCACAAGGGAUGUGAUGGGGGAUGGCCGUUUUAUAAGGGGGAUUAUUUGAGGUUUUUAUUUCAGAAGGGGGAUAUAGGCCCUUCGAUUUCCAUCACUAGAGUGCGUCAAAUUACUUUCGGUUUUGCCAGCAUGGACGCGCUUCUUUUAAAUGAAGGCACAGAUGUGUCAGACAUCGACAAAACGGUAAAGAAUAAGUGGAGAUGGGCUUGGCUAAAUGAAAUGGGCGAUAAUGGCAAGCCAUUUAGUUCAUGGUGCAAAAAGAUGAAAAUGGCAGGUGUGUGCUUUUGUGUAGUUUGCCAUAAAAAAAAGUCUAUAGAAGCAAUGGCAAAAAACUAGAUGCCUUUGGCUUCACUGCGAAGAAGCAGAAAAAGUGAACUUUCACUUUACUUUUCUUGUUUCCUGGUUUUAUGUCAACAGAUUCUUAUUUUUCUUUCCGUUCCACUCUUUUGAAAGCAUGGUUCAAGUUCAACUGCACUUGCACUUUUCUCUUAACCACUGUUGUGCAUUACUAAAGUAUUGUUGAAAUAAAUUUGCACUUUGCGCUGAAAACUUGAUGUUUCAUCAUUUAUAGCCAGUAAUGACAAUGGUCAAGUCUUGCCUUAGCUUUAGUCAUUGUUAAAAUUAUGUAAACGUACUAUAAGUAGGGGCCGAGGGGAUAAUGGACAACACGGCGUUUAAAAUUUGACGAAUCGCUGACGUGGUAGGGGCCAACGACAUGGAGCUUUUUUUUUUUUCAGUCAGAUGAUUUUUUUUUUUUGCUUUAAUCCAUGAGACCAACAACAAUAGCAAGACCGUGAAAGGUCGCCAUUUUUAAAUAAGCGACAAGAUAUCAUGGUUGCAGUAAAGCAGCAGUCAUUUAUUAUUAUUGUUGUUGUUGCUUCUUCUUCUCCGUGUUGUUGCUUCGAUGUUCGCACCAAGGUUUAUGCAAACACAGCGACGUAACUGACGUAUACAGUGACGUAAUGGCGUGGCUCCCCUUAGCGCCCCGAGCUAUGGAAAAGCAAACUGAUUCUCAGCUGGCUCGCAAGUUGAACAAGUUGUGAACCAGCACCAGCACUGGCCCCGAACCAGCCUUGGAACUGAUUUGGUGGAAAAGGGGUAUGAGUUACAUGUCGGUCCUGGGAUCGAGAUGCUGACCUCUUCUGCUCCUCGGACCUGCCUGAUCCAACCUGGUGCUCUGUGUCUGGUUGGAGUCUCAUCACAUCACUCCUGUGGAGGGCAGCCCCAUGUGGACAGUUGGGGGUCGUGCCUGGAGGACGCUCUAGACUCUUGCUUGCAGUGGUGCUUUUGUGGCUGGGGACUACAGUUGACUUGCUAAAUUUGGGACUACGGUUGUCGUGAACGGUUUUGCGCUCAGGUUUCCGUUGGUGGGGGGUUUAUAGCAUCAAUGAAGCUGACUUUAUGUUAGGACUGUUAAUGUUCUAGUCAUGUUGUCUGUUGUUGCCCGGAUGGGGAUGGGUUCCCUUUUGAGUCUGGUUCCUCUCAAGGUUUCUUCCUCGUGUCAUCUGAGGGAGUUUUUCCUUGCCACUGUCGCCACAGGCUUGCUCAUUGGGGAUAGAUUAGGGAUAAAAUUAGCUCAUAUUUUAAGUCGUUCAAAUUGUGUAAAGCUGCUUUGCGACAAUCGUUAUAAACGCUAUACAAAUAAACUUGACUAUAAAUAGUAUGAUGCUUGUAUUACUAUUACAGACCUGCCAACCUUUACGCAUUUUGCGUAGCAGAUACGCAUUUCGACAUCAAACUACGCUGCUACGAUUUAACACUUCAAAAUACGCAAAAAGCCAUUGCGAUGUGAUGGCUUUGAGUUCAAAGAUCUUUAAUAUUCCGGUUCAACUAUCUGUGCAUUCGCGCACUAGACAACUCGUCUAUGGGUGUAACCGCAUUGACCAGCAACCUGUAGAGAAAAGAAGACUUCGACCAAUCACAGCAUUAGUUUUAAACUCUUCAAAUAGGCCUAGGCUAUGAGGCUAAGCGGAGAGCCGAGGAGCUGUCAAAACGAAAGUAAUGAAAUUGAUUUUCAUCACUCUCGGUCGAUCUUCAUACUGUGACUGGUUUUACAAGGGAGGACGGUGCUAAACACCGUUUCGAAGGUAAAUGGGCAGGGCAAGGGUAUUGUGAAUAAAGCAAGGACAACCGUCCUAACGUCAUAGUUCAAAGCACAGUGUUCCGCCUUAUCUGAAGGAAAUAUUUGUUCCAGCUUGUUUUGAUAUUUGACCCAGGUUUAUCAAUCCAAAAAAUAUUGCAUAGCCUAAAGUGAAAAUAUAGGAGCCUACUGACGUUUCCAUCCAGUCAACCGAUAGACGCAUUAAAAUCUUCUGAACUAGGCUACUCGUGCAUGUGAGAUUCAGUGAGCAGCGCACGAAGUGUUUUCACGUAAGUGGUGGAUGAUGAUGUGUGUUUGUGUAUGUGUGUGCCUUGCAGUUAAUAAUACACAUGACUUCAGAUGAGGAUACUGACACAGAGAGAGAGGGAAGCAAAUCUAAAAAGAAGCGAGUCUAUGCCCCUCAGAAGUUCCUAAUGAAGUAUCAAGAUCAAUGGCCAUGCCUCUGCCCCUAAACUGCCUAAUCAUGCGUUUUGCGCAGUGUGCAAUUAUGAUUUUGACAUUAGCCAUCAAGGAAAUACAGAGGGCCACCCGGAUGUUGGUGUGUGACGUGCCUUUAUAAUCAGCUGAUGUUACGGAUGUAAGAGAGGCUAUUACAUCUGCCCCAGAAGAAUGCAGGCCCACGUUAUGGAGGAGGUCAUUGCUGACCUGCUUAUUGCUGACACACAACCUGUCAAUCAAGAAAAGAGUACAUCACAGACCUUGUUGGGUAACCAUGUUGGUUGCCAAACAGACCCACCCGGCCGGUCAUCUCAGGGUACACAGCUCUCCUUGCGUACGCUAAGCCCUCGUGUUCGAACCAAAGGUACACAAGUUACAGGUUCUGUAAAUGUGGAGGUUGGCACAACUACCACAGACGCACCUUGGACCAAAAGAUGUCCUCUGGCGUCCCCACCAUUCAAGGCUCCGAGGCCAGCAAAAAGACCUCGGCUGGAUUUCGAAGAGGAAGACAAAGGAGAGCUUUCCACAGAGGUCCCUGAACCACAGGCUCCCACCGAUGAUCCUGUCGAGUCAGUCAUAGUUACGAUAGAAUCGUCACAGUUUUCGAGUACUGAGGUGAUGGUGAACACGCAAUGUUUGCUGGAGCUUUUCCAGUUCUGCUGGUUUUGUCAGAGAGAGUGCUGUACUACCAUUGAGGGCAACGAGAAGCUGUCUUCAGUCACACAGGACUGUAAGAGUUGUGGCGACCGCAGAGACUGGAUGAGUCAUCCUCCCACAAGUUUAUCUAGUGAUGAAGAAGCAAGCCUUUCAGAAGAGGAAGAGAAAAAGAAAAGAAAGAGGAAGUCUGAUAGUUCAGAUGAGUGGGAGCCUUGUUUAGAUGAAGAAGCCACAGACUCUGAUGUGUCUAUGGAUGAAGACCUGUUCACAGCUUUAAAGGAGGAUGGUGAGGGUAAACUUGUGGUGUGGUGUACACAAUGUGAGACUGAGGCCUCGCGCUCCUGUUCUAUCCUUAAACACAAAAAAGUGUUCUGCUGUUCUCAGUGCAGGACAGGUGACGACGUUCAAACACAUAAUUGUGAAAUUCUACCUGUUCAGUUUGAUGAUGUUGCCAGUUUUCAAAUGCAUGUUGAACAGGAGCACAGAGCCAAACCAUUCAAUAUACUGUGUCAGGAUUGUGGCAAGUUUGUUAGAGCAAAUAAAGAGCAUGUCUGUGAACACAAAAUCAAAUUAAUUGUCUGUUCAGACUGUGGGAAAAGGUUCCUCACUGAGGUCGGCUUAAAGGCGCACUACAAUCAGGUCCAUUUGGCUGGUGAUCAUCCAUGUAAAUACUGUCUGAAGGUCUUCAAAACCAAAUCUGCAAAACUGGACCAUGAGCAGACUCAUCCUAAAGAAAAUCCAUCCUACAGCUGUCCAGAUUGUCCACAGACGUUUCGUGAGAUUCACAAACGCGAUAAACAUGUUAGAUCUCAUCGAGGUCCACGUAAACAUGUGUGUGAUGUUUGUAACAAGGUGUUUAAGUAUAGUACCAGGUUGAGGAGGCAUAAACUCAUCCACUCUGGUGAAAAGCCUUUCAAAUGCCAAGUGUGUGAGCGUUCCUUUAACCAAGUAGUAAACCUCACUUCCCACAUGCGCGUCCACACUGGAGAGAAACCUUUCAUGUGUGAGCAAUGUGGAGAGUCUUUCAGUCACAAUGUCAGCCUGAAGAACCACAAGCAACGACACCAUGACUCGGGUUCGACUCAGGAGGAAGAAAUAAUGAGUGAUCUAGAGGAAAACGAUUUAUAAAUGGUGGCAGUUUUUUAGUAAAGCUUUGAUUAAUAGUUCAUGAGGAAAAAUGAUGUCUGAAGUCCUGCAUCUGUAAAUGGUUAUUAAAAGUCUAUUAAGGAUGCAGAUAUUUCCUCCAACAAGCUUUCAUUUUAAUUCACAGACCUGUCUUCAACUUUCAUAAAGCCUGCCUUGUCAAAACUGCCAUGUAGUCUUCUCCUGUUAUUUGUAUAAUACAGACUGUGCUGUCUCUCUUGCUGACACAAUAAAUAGAAGUUACAGAACCA